Molecule: messenger RNA, 390 nt
Organism: Ramularia collo-cygni
Lineage: Eukaryota; Fungi; Ascomycota; Dothideomycetes; Mycosphaerellales; Mycosphaerellaceae
Exons: 1
Coding region: 1-390 (129 amino acids)
Source: RefSeq, a predicted model, not a curated record
AUGUACCUGAGUAGGCAAUUGACGGCGGCUGAGGGGAGAUACUGCCUAACGGAGAUGGAGUUGUGGGGAUUAAUGCGGGUUGUGAAGAAGAUUAAACACAUAGUGGACGCGGCGCCGACGGUGAUCGCCUUCACCGACCACAGCGCGGUGGUGGCAAUGGCGAAGAAGACAGUCAUUGCAAACACCGUCUCCCCGGAUCGAUUGAACAUGCGACUCGUUACGGUGUCGACCUACCUUUCCCAAUUCGACAACCUCGAAGUCGUCUUCAGGCCUGGCAAGAUCCACAAGAUCCCGGACGUGCUGGUUGGCGAACUCGCUCGCCUACGCCGGGAGGACUUGCUUCACGCCAACAAUAGCAAGCAGCAGUCCCAGUUCCGCCCACAUUUCUAG